GAAGAACCGCUUUCAUUCAUAUGGGUUGUGUCUAUAUAUAUAUUGCUUCAGCUCUUAGCUCUAGGACUAUGAGUUUACCGUGUUGAGAGUGAGAUAGAUAUUCAUAGCAGCAGCAAAUGGGUGUGUUUUUGGGUCAUUUAUCAGCUUGCUCUCUUCAGUGGUACUGGUGGUGAGCUUGCACGUUCUUGGUCAUUUGACAUGUUAUUUGCUUAUAACGUCCGCUAUUACUUCUUCUCAUCAAAACACAGACCAGAAAACAACCUCGGCAUCCAGUGAGACAAAAGGGGUUGAUGCAAAUCAUCAUGCUAAAGUAUUUUACAAACACACUUGGCCGGGGCUGAAAUUUGGAUGGAGAAUAGUGGUGGGCACCAUAAUUGGAUUCUUAGGAUCAGCAUUUGGGACUGUGGGAGGUGUUGGUGGAGGUGGCAUAUUUGUGCCCAUGCUUACCCUAAUCAUUGGAUUCGAUGCAAGAUCAGCAACAGCAAUAUCAAAAUGCAUGAUUACUGGUGGAGCAGGAGCAACUGUUUUCUACAAUUUGAAGCAAAGACACCCAACCCUUGACUUGCCUGUGAUUGACUAUGACCUAGCACUUCUUUUCCAACCAAUGUUGAUGCUUGGGAUCAGUAUUGGAGUUGCUUUCAAUGUUAUUUUUCCUGAUUGGAUGCUGACAACUUUGUUAAUAGUAUUUUUCAUUGGCAUUUCAAUUAACGCUUUCCUUAAGGGUGUUGAUACAUGGAAAAAAGAAACCCUUAAAAAGAAGGAAGCUAGGGAGAAUUCACAGUUAAAUGAUAUUGGAAGGACUGAAGAUGUCGCUCAUGAUCUUCAAACAGCAGAUCCGGUCAAUGACAGUCAUACCAAUACUAAUCAAUCAAGGAAGAAAGUGGUUUCUGUUUUUGAGAAUAUUUAUUGGAAGGAACUUGGACUUCUUUUGUCUGUCUGGAUCAUGAUACUUGCAUUAGAGAUAGGAAAAAAUUACACAACAACUUGCUCAGUGGUAUAUUGGACUUUGAAUCUACUGCAGGUCCCUAUCACUGUAGGAAUGAGUUCAUAUGAGGCUGUGCUUCUAUACAAAGGGAAGAGAGUCAUAACAUCCAAGGGAGAACAACAAACACAAUGGCGAGUGGAGCAGUUAAUUCUGUACUGCUCCUGCGGCCUAGUUGCUGGCAUCAUUGGUGGCUUGCUUGGUCUUGGUGGAGGAUUCAUCUUGGGUCCCCUUUUUCUUGGACUAGGAAUUCCUCCUCAGGUGUCAAGUGCUACAUCCACUUUUGCAAUGGCAUUUUCUGCAUCUAUGGCAGUUGUGGAAUAUUACCUCCUGAAACGUUUUCCUAUUCCUUAUGCUCUUUACUUCGCAGCUGUAGCUACUGUUGCUGCGCUUGUUGGGCAGCAUUUGGUUAGAAAGCUUAUUGCCAUUCUGGGGAGAGCAUCUCUGAUCAUAUUCAUCCUAGCCCUCACGGUUUUUGUGAGUGGAAUAUCACUAGGUGGAGUAGGCAUAUCAAACCUGAUUCAGAGGAUUGAAAAGAAGGGGUUCAUGGGGUUUGGAAACCUUUGCACUUACAAGGUUGGAAAUUAGAAAUCAUGAUGGGCAAGGAGUAAAUGGCUCCUUAUUUCACAAUAAUUUAGUGUUGUCAGGGUUUGUAUUAAAAAAAAAAUUACCUUUUCUUUUACCAAAAAUAUUUUACCUUGUUUGAUUGUUCUACGACUUUAUGACUGUCUUAAAGUUGC
Molecule: messenger RNA, 1722 nt
Organism: Gastrolobium bilobum
Lineage: Eukaryota; Viridiplantae; Streptophyta; Magnoliopsida; Fabales; Fabaceae
Product: sulfite exporter TauE/SafE family protein 3-like
Exons: 13
Coding region: 440-1570 (376 amino acids)
Biological process (GO): protein ubiquitination
Cellular component (GO): membrane; Cul4A-RING E3 ubiquitin ligase complex
Source: RefSeq, a predicted model, not a curated record